UCUUAAUUUUUUUUUAUUUUUUUUUUUUUAAAAGAGGAGAAAUUGGAAAGAAUGGGUGGUGUCCAAAGUUUCAGGGAGUUUUGUGACCGUACCAAAAACCCCAAUGUCCGUAUGAGUCUCCCGGCAGUUUGCUUUGUGUGGCAAACAGCUAUGAUCAUCUUGUUUGGAGUGUUUAUCCGAUACAACGAGGAAUCAGACACUCACUGGGUAGAGUACAGGAAAGAGAAAAACAUAUCCGACAUUGAGAAUGACUUCUACUUCAGAUAUCCAAGUUUCCAAGAUGUCCACGUGAUGAUCUUCGUUGGGUUCGGCUUCCUGAUGACCUUCCUGAAGAGGUACAGCUUUGGAGCUGUGGGCUUCAACUUCCUCAUCGCUGCUUUCGGCCUGCAGUGGGCGCUGCUGAUGCAGGGCUGGUUCCACUCCCUGGACUACACUGACGGCAAGAUCAAGAUAGGAGUGGAGAGCCUGAUCAAUGCAGAUUUCUGUGUAGCUGGCUGCUUGAUUGCCUACGGGGCAGUUCUGGGUAAAGUCAGUCCUGUCCAGCUGAUGGUUCUGACUUUAUUUGGGAUCACACUGUUUGCUGUGGAGGAAUACAUCAUCCUGGACCUCAUACAUGCCAGAGAUGCGGGAGGCUCUAUGGUGAUCCACACAUUUGGAGGUUAUUAUGGUCUUUCCAUCUCAUGGAUGCUCUAUCGGCCAUGUCUGGACCAGAGCAGCCGUCUGCAGGGCUCUGUUUACCACUCAGAUCUCUUUGCGAUGAUUGGGACCCUCUUCCUGUGGAUGUUCUGGCCCAGCUUCAACUCAGCCAUCACGGACCAUGGGGACGGACAACACCGAGCAGCCAUCAACACAUACCUGGCCUUGGCGGCCACCGUGCUCACAACAGUGGCCAUUUCAAGCCUCUUCCAGAAACACGGAAAACUAGACAUGGUUCACAUCCAGAACUCCACCCUGGCUGGAGGCGUCGCAGUGGGAACGGCUGCAGAGUUCAUGCUGAUGCCCUACGGCUCUCUGAUUGUUGGGUUCUGCUGCGGUAUUGUCUCCACGCUCGGAUACAUCUACCUCACACCGUUCAUGGAGAAAUACAUGAAGAUUCAGGACACAUGUGGAAUCCACAACCUCCACGCCAUGCCGGGAGUUAUCGGUGGGAUUGUGGGGGCCAUUACUGCCGCAGCUGCCUCAGAAUCCGUUUAUGGCACCGAAGGGUUGAUUAACACCUUCGACUUUGAGGGCGCUUACAAAAACAUGGUACCCACAAAGCAAGGCGGCCACCAGGCGGCCGGCCUCUGUGUGGCCAUCUGCUUCGGCGUCGGUGGAGGAAUCCUCGUUGGUUUUAUUUUAAGAUUACCGAUCUGGGGAGACGUCGCUGACGACAAUUGCUUUGAUGACGAGCCCUACUGGGAGUUGCCAGAGGACGAGGAGAGCAUCCCACCAAUCCUGCAGUACAACAACCACAUGCAGAACAAAGAUAUAGCGGAGUCAAACUUCACAGUGGAGCAGAACUGAUGCUGGACUUCCAUCACAAGUGGUUCAUUUGUUCCUUUAAUUUUCCUGCUGGACAGAAAUUUUCCUUCGAAAUAGUUACGUCCCACCAGUGAAGCCCAACAGUAAAAUUGUUAGGUUGUCUUCACACUAACAGGAUUUUCAGCCUCAGCCCGUGUUCAAACUUUUGGUUGGUUUAUUAUGUUGUCAAUAUAAAUCAAAUGUGAAUAUACAGUGGGGAAAUGUGUGUUUUAUUUCCAGCAUUUACUUUACUAUUGAAUUAACUGAUCUUGAGUUGAACACAUUCUAUUUAUUAAGAGAAUUUUUUGGGGGGAUUUGUAGAGAAUUUUAUGACAGACAGAAGGGUAACAUAGAAACAACAAAAUGUUUCUCUUCUUUUCUAUGAAUCAAGGAAUGAUGGCUGAAAACUUCAAUGUAAAUGUUAACAACUCAGAAAGAGAAAAAAAAAAUGACAUCCUGAUUUGUGUUACGUUUGCUUUAGUUGCACAUUUAGGAUUUUCCACUGGAGCUUUUCUUUCUCCUUCAUCACUAUAGAACAGGUUUGAAGAGAGUGCACAUAGUUUCAGGUAUGUUUUGCUUUUUCUGUGUUUAUUUCCAUAGAAGGAAAAGAAAUGUUAUGACUUAUUUAUCAUGUUACUUUUUGUGAAUGUUAAUUUAAAAAAAAGAACUGUGAAAGAAGAACUUUAAACUAUGUUCUGCUGUGGUGUGAAAAUAUUUGAUGACACUUUACAUUGACCUCUCUGUUCAUUAAAAAUAGCAACGUAAGCUCCAAACGAAUGGUCUGUAACACACUGUGGAUGUGGAGAAGUACGUCUGUGCUCACAGACAGCGUUAAAAAAAUACAGAUUUGCUUUUAAUGGUUUUAAUGUUUCAGUUUUUUUAAAUUUCUGUGUGAUUGGUGACUGAGUAAAUGAGCAAGGUCAAUUCAAGUGUUAUGGGAUAUUUCCAUUUGCACUGUCAAAGUUGAAAGGAAUCACCGUGUCAAAAGCUGACAUUUGUACAUUUAUUCAUUCUACACUUAAAAAAAAAGUCUUGCUGUUUUCAAAUGUUUGUUAAAAUGCACUGUAAUUUUGAAAAUUCCUUAAAAAAUUAUUAAUAAAGUAUAAAUAAUAGCA
This is a messenger RNA of Salarias fasciatus (jewelled blenny), 2618 nucleotides long. It is a transcript of the gene rhcgb, whose product is annotated as Rh family, C glycoprotein b. Gene Ontology annotation, biological process: ammonium homeostasis; ammonium transmembrane transport. NCBI's taxonomy places the organism in Eukaryota, Metazoa, Chordata, Actinopteri, Blenniiformes, Blenniidae. The coding region runs from base 52 to 1506 and encodes 484 amino acids. The record is from RefSeq and is a predicted model, not a curated record. Gene Ontology annotation, molecular function: ammonium channel activity. Gene Ontology annotation, cellular component: plasma membrane. The transcript has 11 exons.